This is a messenger RNA of [Candida] anglica, 912 nucleotides long. NCBI's taxonomy places the organism in Eukaryota, Fungi, Ascomycota, Pichiomycetes, Serinales, Debaryomycetaceae. The record is from the annotation of a GenBank genome assembly.
AUGCAUAGAACAUACUCCUUGAGAUCCUCGAAGGCUCCUACCGCCUCUCAAUUGCAAUCUCCACCACCACCAACUUCUUCUACCAAGUCUAAAUUUUUCGGUAAGAGUGGUAUUGCUUCCACUUUCAGAAAGACCGUGGCUGGCUCCACCGGUCCAGAAUUAUCUAGAAAGUUGGCUGGUUAUAUCAAGGUUGAAAAGAAUGUUAUGAGAGCCAUUGAAUUGACCGCUAGAGAAAGAAGAGACGUUGCUAAGCAAUUGUCCGCUUGGGGUGAAGAAAAUGACGAUGAUGUCUCUGAUGUUACCGACAAGUUGGGUGUUUUAAUUUACGAAAUCGGUGAAUUAGAAGACCAAUACAUUGAUAAGUACGAUCAAUACAGAAUCACCUUGAAGACCAUCAGAAACAUCGAAGCUUCCGUUCAACCUUCCAGAGACAGAAAGCAAAAGAUUACUGAUGAAAUUGCCCACUUGAAGUACAAGGACCCUCAAUCUCCAAAGAUUCCUGUUUUGGAACAAGAAUUGGUUAGAGCUGAAGCCGAAUCCCUUGUCGCCGAAGCCCAAUUAUCUAACAUUACUAGAGAAAAGUUGAAGGCUGCUUUCAACUACCAAUUUGAUGCUACCAGAGAAUUGGCUGAAAAGUACGCUUUGAUUGCCGGUUACGGUAAGGCUUUAUUGGAAUUGUUAGAUGACUCUGCUGUCACCCCAGGUGAAACUAGACCAGCUUACGAUGGUUACGAAGCUUCCAAGCAAAUCAUCAUUGAUGCUGAAAACGCUUUGGCCGCAUGGACUUUGGACUCUGCUGCUGUUAAGCCAACUUUGUCUUUACACCAAGAGUACGAUGAAGAACCUCUUGAAGAUGAUCACGUUGCUGAAGCCGAAGAACAAUGGGCUGAACACGAUGCCGUCUCCAAGUAA